CGACGUUCCCCAACACUGGUCAACGUUGGAUUCUCCUUACUCUUUGUUUCUUUUGUAUCGAAUCAGACCACAGUUCGUUGUCGUUCGUUCGUUCGUUGGUUCGUUCGUUCCUUUAUUCUUCAUAAUAGUCAUUCGUCUCUUUUCUGUUUCAUUCCGCCCGCAAUGAAGCUCACUAAUCCAUCCGUCUGGUCGCUCUUGGUCUCGACUGUCGCGACGUCGUCGUUGUGGUGCUGGCCCACUGCUGCCGCCCUCAACGUUGACAAUCACGACAACAACCAUCACGAUAACAACAACCACGAUCUCGGAACGGCACGUCGACUCAAGCGCAUCCGAGCCGUGGGAGACAACGGGAAUCCCAAUUCGGCCUUUCCUUUGGGACUCUGCGAAGGCGACUGUGACCGCGAUUCCGACUGUCAAGGCAAGCUCCGAUGCUUCCAACGCAGUGGAGGACAGGCUGUGCCGGGUUGUAAGGGAGGUGAAGAUCUAGACGCACGCUCCGACUUUUGUUACGAUCCCGACAGUGUGCCCAGUGCUCCCGUGCCCGCCCCCGUGCGGGCUCCCGUACAGGCCCCGGUGCCCGUGCCGUCGACCACUGUAGUGGUGACGGUGCCGGGGCGUGUGCCAGCUCCCGCUCCGUCCUUUACGCGCGCACGCGAACCCGUGCCGAUCGGGGCGCUCACCCAUCCUCCGGCGGAUCGACCACCCUUGGUGCACCUCAAGGAUCGCCCCACGGCGGCUCCCGUCAGUGCUCCCGUGCCGGCCCCCGUCAGUGCACCGGUACAAGCUCCGGUGCGGGCCCCCGUUCCCACGCCCGUGGCGGCGCCCCGGCCCGAACCCUUCAUUUCCCAGAUUGCGCGCAACGAAUCGCCACCCUCCAUCUUCCCACUCGGACUCUGCCAAGGGGAUUGCGAUCGCGAUUCCGACUGUGCCCCCGGUCUCCGCUGUUUCCAACGCGAAAGUCGUCAAGCCGUCCCCGGCUGUCGCGGAGGCGAACAGAACACCGGCAACGGAGAUUUCUGCUACGACCCCAACCCCCAGUCGGGGUCGGUCCCGACGGCACCCACACCCACUGGUCCCAGUCCCACGGCACCCACCGGUCCCAGUCCCACGGCACCAACCACUCCGGGGGCCAUUACCACGGAAACAUUCGUACUCAAAUUGUACUGGGAAGAAGGGUACUUUUGGCAGGAAGAGUCCUUCGAACGUCGGUGGUGCGUUCGGUGUCGCAACCGCUGUUCGAGAGGCGGACUACUCAAAAUCGUCAAUUGCGAUAACGAUGGGGGUGACGGGGAACCCGAUCGUUUUCGAUUCCUCACACCCGCCAACAACAACCAAGUGCAGUUGCAAGAAGUCUCCAGCGAGCUCUGUUUGGAACGAACCGGCAACCGAAAACUCACCAUGGAACGUUGUCGGUCCAACCGGACCAAUCAACGCUUCCAAGCCAGCAACGGAAAUUUGGUCUUUGGCGACAAAUUCGAACUCACGCCAGUCACGAGACGAGACUUUUGUGUCACCCAGCGGCAUCAUCCCAAAGCCGACGAAGUCCUCGAACUGGAACCCUGUGAUUUGACCGCCACUUUUUCGGAUACGUCCUUUUGGAAUUUAGAGUAACACGGACAGUGAGACAUUCCCGGGUUUCACUGUUCGACAUAGCAUGCGUGGACUUUGAGACUC
Molecule: messenger RNA, 1674 nt
Organism: Phaeodactylum tricornutum CCAP 1055/1
Lineage: Eukaryota; Bacillariophyta; Bacillariophyceae; Surirellales; Neidiaceae
Gene: fru2
Product: frustulin 2
Exons: 1
Coding region: 163-1611 (482 amino acids)
Source: RefSeq, a predicted model, not a curated record